Messenger RNA from Alosa sapidissima (American shad), 2267 nucleotides. RefSeq names its product myelocytomatosis oncogene homolog (gene mych). Lineage: Eukaryota; Metazoa; Chordata; Actinopteri; Clupeiformes; Clupeidae. Gene Ontology annotation, biological process: regulation of transcription by RNA polymerase II; positive regulation of cell population proliferation. The transcript is spliced from 3 exons. The record is from RefSeq and is a predicted model, not a curated record. Bases 476 to 1558 code for a protein of 360 amino acids. Gene Ontology annotation, molecular function: protein dimerization activity; RNA polymerase II cis-regulatory region sequence-specific DNA binding; DNA-binding transcription factor activity, RNA polymerase II-specific.
GCAAGCAAGGCACACCCGGAGCAAACCCGCCUCUCAUUUCUUGGAAUUCCAGCCUUACCAAAUGUUCAUCCGCUAGGGACUAUAUAAUCAUUUGAACGCGUUUAUAUCGUGAUUUCUGGUGACUUCUAUUUUGCGUACAAGUAAUUUCAAGGUGAUCACAGACGAUCGGAAAUUGGGCAUAGUUGUUUUAGCAUUUACUUAACGGUGUAUUAAAAUAUGUUUUGGCGCGAUUUUGCAAUGUGGAAGGAGACUUCGCAAUGUGGUAGUAUAUAGUUAAAUGCCCUCCCUACUUGCCACACCUACUGUAGAGCCGUAUUGCACAUGGUAGGUUGCCAUGCGUCGUAGAAUAUCAACGAUAGAAACCAUUUUUCUCCUUUUUUCGACCAUAGCAUUUGUUAACUUUUGUUCACUAGUAUCGUAGCAAACGAUAUCUAUCUAAGAUUUCUCCUGUCGUCGUCAUUAAGAUACUGCCAACAUGCUGCAGAGUUUCUCGCCCUCUCACGAUUGGUUUUCCGACUCGGAACCGCUGCUCUUUGACGAGGAGUUCUGCCAGAGUUUCAUGCAGUCGAUCCCCACGCCGCCACAGUCCCCGCCACUGAAGACGGAUUUAAGUAAAGCCUUGUCAAAGGAGGACCAGUUGGAGCUCGUGUCUGAACUUUUGCUUGAAGAUCAGGACUUUCAACUGAAUUGGAACUGUGAUUUUAUGCACGAGAAUGCGGUCGCUAUAAACAAAGACCAUCAUACUGAUGUGUCGGAUGACUGUUUGUGGCAUAUUGGAGAGAAGUCACUGGACAAGUUAUCUGUGCUCUCUACCAGCCCGCUGCUUUCCGACAUCGAUACCUCCAUUUUCGAAGAGAUUGCUGGCUCUACACUGGUAUGCCACGACGCGGCGCUGGAGAACAAGUGUUCCGAGAAAGAGGAUUUUUUAUUAGACAGCCAGGAACAAAACGAGUCGUCCUCGGAUUAUGGCUCUCUCUCUGCUGGAGGCGAAUCAUCAACCAGCGAUUCCGAGGAGGAGAUUGAUGUGGUGACGGUGAGGAGGUCCAGCACGCGUUCUCAUCACCGCGAGCAACAGGAGGAAAGCCGGCGAGAGCAGCUGAGGGCCCUCAAGCGUUGCCACUUGGAGAUCCAGCAGCAGCACAACUACGCUGCCCCUCGCCCCUCCUCCCCCAUUCGGACGGAGCCCCACGUUUCCGCCCACAAGCGGCCGCGCACGUCGGACUCCUCCCAGCGGCUGACCCUGUCUGGCCGCGGUGCUCGUGGACUCUCCUCGAGGCACAGCGCUGACAUAGAGGACGAGGAGGAGAGGCGGCGGACACACAACGUGAUGGAAAGGCAGCGGCGGAACGAGCUGAAGAAUUGCUUCCUGCGUCUGCGAGACCAUGUGCCUGAAUUGUCCAAUAACGACAAGGCCUCCAAAGUGGUCAUCUUGAAACGGGCCAGAGACAGUAUCAGGAACCUGGAGGUGGAGAACAAGAAACUAUACUCUAAGAUGGACAAACUGAGAGACCGGCAAGAUUGGCUCAAAUCCAGACUGGAGCAGUUAAGGGGAAUAUGAGUCUUGCUGUGGUCAUUUCUGUCGGACUUGUCAUGGACCAGUUUGCGUCGAUGCUACGCACAAAUAAAGCAAAGUAUCCCUGCUGACUGUUCAACAACUAAAUAUUUCUUAAGAGACAUUGAAUUUGUUGAAUUUGAAGUGUAUGUGCAUGUUGAGCACAGGAAUAUUUCUCAUUUAUUUUGCUUUUGCCAAAUUCUUGUACAGUCUUAAAUUUGUUUUUACUGUGCAUAACCCUAAUCAGUUGCCAGUUUAACAGCGAUUCCUUCAAGUGCUUGAAAUAUGGUGACCUUUUGGUGGUCUUUAACAUUCCCCCAGUUAUUACAGUAACAUUUUAAAAUGUAUAUUUCCUUUGGGCUGGCUCCAAUGCUUCUAUGAUCAUGAAGGGGGUUAAUGUAACUUUUACCAAUUCAGUAACUUGAUAGACAUGACCUGGUUUGUGUUAACUGAUAUUGAUUUGUAUGUAUAUAGAAACUCAAGUAUGCUAUUUUUUCAUCUUGUGUUAAUAUGAUAAUGGUUUAUCUACCUCUACUAGGACAGACCUGGGAAGCCUUUUUUGGCAACUGUAAAUAUUUGUUUCAUUUUUGUAAAUGUAUGUUUUUGUUUAUGUGUAAAUUAUUUAGUGUUUUUUUCUUUGUUCAUUUGAAGUAAAAGUUCUGUUCUUUUACAGCACUUUGUUUUAUUUUAUAGUAUAAUAAAGAAUGAACAAGAA